AUGACAGAUUUGACUAUGACUUUACCAAACUUCAACAGGUCUUGGAAGAUGGCAGGGCAGCUGACAUGGAUACCAAGACUGUGUUAUUGCAUCUUCAAAGUGUUGAUACUGACAUUUGUACUGGUAGUUGCAAAAUUCAUUCCCAUUGUGAGAACUCGAUUGACUCGGUAUAUUGGCGAUGUUUUAUAUGACACACCUUUAAAAGAAGAAGAUUACAAAGACUCUGUAUAUAACUUCCGUUUUCUCAAAACGAUUUGGCGGGCAGAUUAUCUAGAUUGCUUCAAACAAGCUUCAUUAGGAGGAAAUGCGCCAAAUCCCGAGGUCAUCGACUUGCGUUCCAGUCAGGUUUUGAGACUGUUAGACUUCCAAACUCAAGGUCGGCCUCUUGUUCUCAAUUUCGGCAGUUGCACUUGACCGCCGUUUAUAGCGAAGCUGGAGAGAUUUAAUUCCUUAAUCACUAGCUUCGGUUCUUUCGCAGACUUUAUAAUUGUAUAUAUUGAAGAAGCACACCCAUCCGACGGCUGGUUUUUCAACAAUAACAUUUCAAUUGAAAAACACCGGAAAACUGAAGACAGGAUUGAUGCUGCCAAAAAGUUGGAGUCCUUUGGUACACGUUGUCCUGUUCUUGUUGAUCCGAUGUCGGAUGCUGCUAACCGACUGUAUGGAGGGUUGUUCGAGAGACUUUAUGUAAUCAAAGAUGGCGUCGUGGUAUAUGAAGGAGAACGUGGACCACAAGGAUAUAAUAUAGAAGAACUGGCCGAAUGGCUUCAGAUAUACGAAAAAGAAAUGUAA
This is a messenger RNA of Ylistrum balloti, 792 nucleotides long. Its product is annotated as thyroxine 5-deiodinase-like. Gene Ontology annotation, molecular function: thyroxine 5'-deiodinase activity. Lineage: Eukaryota; Metazoa; Mollusca; Bivalvia; Pectinida; Pectinidae. The record is from RefSeq and is a predicted model, not a curated record. The transcript has 2 exons.